Messenger RNA from Symbiodinium sp. CCMP2592, 1449 nucleotides. The record is from the annotation of a GenBank genome assembly. NCBI's taxonomy places the organism in Eukaryota, Dinophyceae, Suessiales, Symbiodiniaceae.
AUGACUCACCCUUGCUGCAGCCAUUUUCAAGUCCUAGUUACUGAACCUGUUCGCGCCAAGAUUCGCCUGACCAUGGCUCGAUGCAUCUGGCUAUCAAUCUUCCUGGCUUCUGCGUGGGCGGACGAGAAGGAUGCGUCAUGCAUGCUGCAACAGCACGGCUCAGCGCAACGAAGCACCAAGCCGGCUUUUUUAGAAGGUCUCUCAUCACUAGCAGAGCUUCCGAGCGCAGCCACUUGCAAGAAGAAGUUCACCGACGACAAGGUUUGCAAGACCACGGGCGGUGUAGAUUGCAACUACAGGGAGAGUCUCAAUUUCGGCAAGUGCUGGUUUUCGGAAACGCACGGGUCGAACCCGUGCCAGCCAAAGCCAGUCGCGGGAACGUGGACCACGGCCAAGUUUAACUUCGGCCGAGGCUCUCGGCCUGGGUAUUGCACCUAUGUCCCCCCAGGUGUCUGCCCCGUACAGCUUCUAGGCCGUGGACCGCGAACAAAGCUUUCUGCUGUUGUGGAGGAGUCAGACUCCCUCCGGCGCUGCAUUUCCAUCAAAUGGCAAGGUGAACGAGACCUUUUGCACGAAGUGGAUUCCUGGGAGGAGAUUAGCCUUGCAACCGACCCAAACAACCCAAACAACAUCCAAGAUCUGACCGACUUUGCCUUUCAGUUCGGCUGCUGCGAUGGGAGUGGAGGUGUAGUGGGAGAUCCGCACAUCCAUACUUUGGACGGAAACGAGUUCGACCUCUACGACAAAGGAACUUAUUCGGUGUUCCACUACGGCGGUACCGGUGACAUCGAUUGGCAACUCUACGCAGCGUAUGGAGGCCCGCUGUGGACAGUCAAAGGCUUGCUGUUGGUGGAUCGAUCCUCAGGACGCUUCCGGCAGGCUAUGGAGCUGACGUCAGAGGACUGCCAGUGGCGCAGCAAGACGGGGGAGGCGUCGUGGUCAGUCAUCGAGCGAAAUGCAUCGCUGUCCUUGCUGGAAGGGAGCGAGUACACUACGGGCUUCGAGUAUGUGAACGAGAAGCACGUCAACCUUGGCAUCAACACCCCUGACGGCAAGAAAGAAGUUCUUGUCCUCAACACAGUGUGCAUGAGCGGUGCUAUCAACUUGCGGGUCUCCCCGCGCAAGGCCUUCGAAGCCAAGUUCCUGACAGGCCAAAUCCAAGCCGGCAACGCCAGAAGCCAGGAGAGGUUCCCAGUGGAGGAGAGCUGGCAAUCGCUAGGUGGGAGCGACAGCGCCGCGUCUUUCCUGAAGAAGAACCAAGAGGAGGAGCACCUGCUUGUGACCUCCUGCACUGGAGACGCCAAGACGAAGGCCGAGGACACCUGCGCGGAAUAUCUCGGCGAGGAGACGCGGGAGGCCGGGAGUUUCUUCGACGAUUGCGUCUUCGAUGUCUGCCGAGGAGGGGAGUCAUUCGCAAAAGCAGCGGCAGAACUGCGCUCUCUCAUCUAG